Molecule: messenger RNA, 1945 nt
Organism: Syngnathoides biaculeatus (alligator pipefish)
Lineage: Eukaryota; Metazoa; Chordata; Actinopteri; Syngnathiformes; Syngnathidae
Product: E3 ubiquitin-protein ligase RNF220-like
Exons: 15
Coding region: 1-1683 (560 amino acids)
Biological process (GO): protein ubiquitination
Molecular function (GO): ubiquitin protein ligase activity; metal ion binding
Source: RefSeq, a predicted model, not a curated record
AUGGACCUCCACCGCCCCUUCAAGAUGGACAGCUCCUCCUACAUGCCAGCUCCCCUCGCUUCCCCUGCGCUCAUGGUCCUCGCCUCCACCGCCGAGGCUGGCCGAGAUGCUUCGGUCCCCUGCCAGGCACCCAGGCCCUUCGGGGUCCCCACUUCGGUGGAGAAAGACCUCCACCUCCCCUUCCCCUCGGCAUCCUACACCUUCGCCUCUAUGUAUCAGCGCCAGGGCCCAGUGUCGGGUGCCUUUCCUGGCCGAGACUUCCCAGCCUCCCUGCUCCACCUGCACCCUCAGUUCACGCCGCCGAACUUGGACUGCUCCACCCUGGGGAUGCUCCACCACAGCGGGGUCAGCGGCGCCUUUCGGCCUUUCUCUUCACCACAUGAUGAGAGGGAGCCAAUCGGGUACCACUCGGCCUUCACGCCUGCCAAGAGGCUGAAAAGUUGUUUCUCGGAAGUGGAGGGCAAGGAAUUUGACUUUGGCUCCCCCGGAGGCACCAUUAAAGCUGGAGAAGACUCGGCGAGGAAGCUGUUCUCCAUGUCGGGCCUGCUUUCUGAUGGUGAGGCUUCUUCCAGCCCGGAGGAGCGGAGGGAGCACAGUGGCAAGGUAAAGGUGUUGUACGAUGCCGGGGCUCCAGUGUGUCCAGUGUGCCAGAGUGUUCUACGACCAGGGGAGCUGAAAGAGCACAUGGAGCAGGAAUUAGCCAAACUUAGCCAGAUUCAAAUCAGCGUCACUUCGGUGCAGCACGACCACCUCAUGAGGACACCGAAGUCCCUUUCAUUCUCUCUGCACAUCAAACACGAAGUAGCUUCUCCAACCUCAUCCCCUCGAUCGGCUGAUGACAUCCACUCUGACCGAUAUCAGACAUUUCUGCGUGUACGGGCCAACAGACACACAAGACUAAAUGUCGACGACCUCUGCUGGUGCAGGUGCUACGUCAAAUCUGCCCCAUUACGCUCCCACAGCGCAGGAGCCCAACUAGACUGCACACAAGCUGUCAGAAUCAGCAAACUGAAGCGGAGGAAACCAGAGGACGGUCAGGAGGUCCCUGCAGACACAACACCAUCAGAAGAUGAGUGGAAUGAAAGGAGGAAGAUACAGAUGAUGUCGCUAGUUGGAAGGUUCAAAGGUUCAAUGUUGGUGAGCAGCACGUCUAAAGAUGGUCGGGACAGCGACGCGGACCUCGACGUAGACGGAGACGACACCUUAGAGUACGGCCGAGCCCAAUACACCGAGACUGACGUGAUCAUGUGCUCUGGAGACAACAUCAAGGAGACGGCAGCCAAUGUCGGUGCACUGCCAGACUCCGGAGUCCACCGAAAAAUUUCCAAAUUGCCACAUGAAGAGAUUCCGUCCACCAGCAGUGGCGAUAAACUGGAAGGAAGCGCACUUGUCCUCCCCAAAACCUGCAAAAACGUUGGCGUAGACAUGCUUUCAGAAGAUUCUGUGCUGACAUCUCUAGAUGCUCUUAAAGCUCGGAUACGAGAUUUGGAGAAACAAUUGUGUAAAGGAGACAGAUUUAAAUGCCUCAUCUGUAUGGACACUUACUCAACCCCACUUACUUCCAUCCAGUGCUGGCACGUUCACUGCGAGGAAUGUUGGCUCAGAACGCUAGGAGCAAAGAAGCUGUGCCCUCAGUGCAACACCAUCACCUCGCCCGGCGACCUGAGGAGGGUCUAUCUGUGACGUGCACAGGCCCGUCGUCAGGUGUGGACUUGUGAGCAGCUGGCCUGACUCCCACCAGCUUCCCAAUUUCACCUUACAUUGGACCUACUUUCUAGUCAAUGCAUCCACUCAAAAAAAAAAAAAACUGAAAACAACAAAAAACAAACUGCUGAACAGGUCCGAAGCGACGUUUAACAUGAACUAUUUCAAAUUCCUGUAACUUGUUUAAUGGAAAGACCUGAAAAACACACUUUGGGGCAAUAUUUAUCAAUUUUAUAACCCU